AUGGAUGUAAAAAGUGCAUUUCUAAAUGGAUAUCUGAACGAAGAAGUUUAUGUAGAACAACCUAAAGGGUUUGCUGAUCCAAACUUGCCUGAUCAUAAAGGUGGAAUAGACAAAACCCUCUUUGUCAAAAACACAGAUGGAAGAAUCAUGAUUGCUCAGAUAUAUGUGGAUGACAUAGUGUUUGGAGGAAUGUCAGAUACAAUGGUAAAACACUUUGUUGGUCAAAUGCAGACUGAAUUUGAAAUGAGUAUGGUUGGGGAACUGACUUACUUUCUUGGUCUUCAAAUCAAGCAAAUGGAAGACUCCACAUUCAUGUCUCAAAGCAAAUAUGCCAAGAAUAUAGUAAAGAAAUUUGGUAUGGACAAUGCAAGUCACAAAAGAACUCCUGCACCAACUCAUCAAAAACUAUCUAAAGAUGAAGGAGGCAUAAGUAUUGACCAGAGUCUGUACAGAAGCAUGAUUGGUAGCCUGUUAUAUCUGACAGCCAGCAGACCAGAUAUUACAUUUGUAGUUGGAGUGUGUGCCAGAUAUCAAGUAGAUCCAAAGGCAAGUCACUUAAAUUAA
Vicia villosa (hairy vetch) is the source of this 564-nucleotide messenger RNA. RefSeq lists its product as uncharacterized. The record is from RefSeq and is a predicted model, not a curated record. Lineage: Eukaryota; Viridiplantae; Streptophyta; Magnoliopsida; Fabales; Fabaceae. The transcript is spliced from 2 exons. Bases 1 to 564 code for a protein of 187 amino acids.